AUGAGCAGUCCGAUAUUUGACCUUUUUUGACCCAAUCCAAACAUGUUUGACCUCAGAAUUGAUAUCAGUUAGAUAUAAAAAAGAGGAUCCAGAACUACGCCCCCUCUUGUCACUUUUCCAUUGUCAAAGGUGGUUUUUUGACAAUUUUUUUUAAAUUUUUAGUUUAAGAAAUUCAGAGAAUCGAAAAAAAUGUUCAAAAACUGGCUGAAAUUGGCGAUUUUGACGGUUCUCGUCGCACUCGUCUUCAUGGAGAAACGUGAGGGAUUUUUUUAUUAUAUUUUUUUGAGGGUCUUAUUAAAGGCGCAGCGCAAUAAUCUGCGCCUUUAAUAUAUAUUUCAUUUUUCCAGCCUUCGUCAUCCCAUUCCCUUGGGGCAACCUGGUCAUCGGCAAAAAUCCUGAUGGCACUGUUGACGUCACAACUAACACGGUAUUUUAUCUUCAAUUUUUCAUUUAUACCAACUUGGGAAAGUGGCUAAAGCAUCUGGGCAAUGAAAACGGGGUCGCAAGUUCGGUCCCCAAGGAGAAAGAUACUUUUGCCAUUUUUCCAGACCUUCUUUAUAGUUUGAAAAAGUCAUAUUUUCCAACUUGAGAAGCUUGGAAUUCAUAUGUAGCCUUGUGGCUUAGAUGGUCGUUCUAGGAUCUAGAGGUCUCUGGUUCGAAUCCUAGGAGUGAGGAAAAGAUUUUUGCCAUUUCCCAAGUGUCCCUGAUAGCUUGAAAAAUUUUCCUAGUUGUUUUGGGGUUCUUUGAAAUUGAAAUUCGCGUGUAGCCCAGUGGCUUAGCUUCCUGUUUUCCAAGCCAUAGGUCGCUGGUUCGAUCCCACGCAGUGGGAAGAUUUUUGCCGUUCUGUAGAGCUUUCGUGCUAACUAGUAUUCUGUCUAGGAUCCUCUUAAAAAUUCCUGAAAAAAACAGGCAGGUAUAGGCUAGUGGCUAAGGGGCUUGUAUGAGAUUCAGAGGGCCCUGGAUCGAUUCCAGUGAGACUGAAAUACUUUUUUGCCAUUUUUUUUGGAAGUGAAAAAGUCAAGAAAACAACCUUGAAUUUUGGAUCCAAUGGUCAUUGGUUCAAUCUCCGCAACGUUUUUGCCAUUUUCAGGGUAUCAAUGUCAAUGGCAAUGGCGUCAACCGCCAAACAAAACUGACUGUUGGCAAUGGCACUUUCAACAUCAAAGGUAAUUUAAUUAAUUAACGGAAUGAGUUAAUUAGUUAAUUAAGACGACGCUGACGUCAUGGUGGACGGGAAAAAGAGCGGCGCUGGUCUGGACGUCGGUUUCGACAAGAAUGAAGGCAUCAAGCUGGACAACAACAUCAUGGUCAACAACAAAACGGCCAGGGUUGGUUCGAUCCCUGUCGGCGACGAAACGUUUUUGCCAUUUCCAGGGAGGCGUCGGCAAAGAGUCGCAGUUCUUCUCGGAACUCGACGACAUUGUCAAAUCUGAGCAAACUACUACGUCAAAGCCUUGA
Molecule: messenger RNA, 1458 nt
Organism: Caenorhabditis auriculariae
Lineage: Eukaryota; Metazoa; Nematoda; Chromadorea; Rhabditida; Rhabditidae
Source: the annotation of a GenBank genome assembly